Messenger RNA from Cuscuta campestris, 1278 nucleotides. The record is from the annotation of a GenBank genome assembly. Lineage: Eukaryota; Viridiplantae; Streptophyta; Magnoliopsida; Solanales; Convolvulaceae.
AUAAAGCUCCGACCCGUGACCAGACCCGAAAACCUCCAAAAGGAAAAGCUUCCGCACGAAAAAAAAGGGGGCAAUCAAUCGUCGUCCCCCUCUUCCCCUCUGGGAUCUCUCUCCGUAUUCGGUCGCUUGUACCAGGCACGUUCCUCUGAAUUCUUCAUCUUCAUCUUCUGUUUCGUGUGUGCUAUUGAAGACAGGAUGCGAAAGUGGAUUAGAUAAUCAUAACGCGGAUGUAGUCUUGGUGGAAGACACAGAGUCCAGUCUAUUCCCAUCCGUGUUUUUGAAGGGUCUUCUAUCAAUCAGAGGGCCCUUCAGGUCAGGAUUUUGAAAUAUACUGUAAGCGUUGAGUUUAUUGCCGCCUUGUGUGGACUACAGUUCCGCGUUGCGAAAAAUGCCCGCUGUGCAGAAGCUCUAUAACUCCUGCAAGGCAUCCCUUUCGACAAAUGGACCUGUUUCUGAAGAGGCUCUUGAAAAAGUUCGCAGUAUAUUAGAUAAAAUCAAGCCUUCUGAUGUUGGCCUUGAGCAAGAUGCACAAGCGGUGCGAAAUUGGAAUGCUAGUGCACGUCAGCGUAAUGGGGGCCCACAGUCACCACCUCCUAUCAAAUACAUUCAUAUACAUGAAUGUGAAAGCUUUACUAUGGGAAUAUUCUGCAUGCCACCUUCCUCAAUAAUUCCUCUGCACAACCAUCCUGGGAUGACAGUCUUAAGUAAGCUUAUAUACGGCUCUUUCUACGUGAAAUCCUAUGAUUGGAUUGACGUACCAGUGGAUCCUGAUCUAUCUCAAGGUGCUCGACCAGCAAAACUUGUUAAAGAUUGUGAGAUGAGCGCACCAUGUGGAACCACAGUUCUCUAUCCCUCAAGCGGAGGUAACAUUCAUUGUUUCCAAGCCAUUACUCCUUGUGCAAUCUUCGACAUCCUUUCUCCGCCCUACUCCUCCGAUGAUGGAAGGCAUUGCACCUACUUCCAAAGGUCUCACAGAGAGGAUCUUCCAGGCGAGCUUGAGGUGGAGGGAAUGGCAAUAUCUGGAGUGACAUGGUUGGAAGAGUUUCAACCUCCAGAUGACUUUGUAAUUACGAGAGGGCGGUACAAAGGCCGAGCUCUUAAAACUUGAUAGCUUUUCAUUCUUUUCCCCCACAUUGUCACCCUACUUAUUCUAAUUUAUGAUUCAUGUGUGUUGAGCAAAUCUAUUGGGUUUGAUCAAGGUGAAUAAUUCUUAUAUGUGAUGCUUAGCCACUUAGAAUAAAAACUUGUGUUGGUAUUAAAUAAUAUGAAGCACAAUUU